Messenger RNA from Brassica rapa (field mustard), 3182 nucleotides. RefSeq names its product guanosine nucleotide diphosphate dissociation inhibitor 2. Gene Ontology annotation, cellular component: cytoplasm. Gene Ontology annotation, biological process: small GTPase-mediated signal transduction; vesicle-mediated transport; protein transport. Gene Ontology annotation, molecular function: Rab GDP-dissociation inhibitor activity. NCBI's taxonomy places the organism in Eukaryota, Viridiplantae, Streptophyta, Magnoliopsida, Brassicales, Brassicaceae. The record is from RefSeq and is a predicted model, not a curated record.
AUUAAUAUUUUGGUUUAUAAGAGAUUUUAGAUUCAAACCUGGUAUAUGCAUCUUGUUGUAUAGUACGGAGUUGAUUAUAACAAUUCAAACAUAUAAGUUGAACCGCAUUUUUGGUGUGAAACUUUUGUACUUGUUGAUUACUAAACGCGUCCUAAUCACUGAUGGUAAACCUAUAACAAAAGUGUAUGAGAAAUGUUCAAUGGAUGGUGAUGUAAUACUAGAUGCUAACAUGGUUUAUUAUAAUUUUCCAAGACCCACAAUCAUGUGAAUUAUUAAAGUCUUGUAAUCCAUAUAUAAUGCGUGUAAGGUCACAAAAAAUACGGUAUAUACUUUUAUUUUAAACUAUAUUAAGUAUCAACAUCAAUCGAAAAAAUGAUUUCCCUUUGAAAAUACUACAAAAUGUUAUCAUCAAGUUGAUUCUAAAUAAUGCUAUCAUUAUUCUUCUGUUAUUAUUAUUGUAAUAUACGAAAACGACUCGUAAGUGGGUUGCUUACGGAAAACACAGACAUACGAAUGUGACGCAGAUGUAACUGCAAAUAUAUUUUUUUUUUGUAUACGAUGCCCCCACUCUUUCUUUAUUUUUGCUUCUUUACCUUUUUAAAAUGAACGCACAUAAUUUUAUUAGUACGCUUUUACCAAGUUUUUUUGAAGAUAGUUGUUAGAAACUAUAAUAUUACUUAACCGUUUUUAAUUUCCAUUACAUAGUUUUUAUUUAUGAAAAAUCAAGUAAAUAGAAAGAUGAAAACAACUAACAUUCUCUAAAGAACACUUUUGAAUUUACUCCAAAGCCCAUACUAAACCAUGUUAUUAUAUAUAUUUUAGAUGGAUUCAAGUCGAUCGAAGCCUAAGUAAAAGAUGGCUAGUAGUGGGAAGCUCAUGAGAUUGUAUAAAUCUUUUAACAAAACUUGCAUGUUUUCUUAAUAACAUUUGUACUUUUGAAUGGUUUUGAUUCUUUUGAACGGGCCGAUCAUAUACAAUGGCUGAAUAUCUGACUCAUCAGAUUACAUGAAAGAUUUUGUAAUUUUGGUUUGGAAAGAUAUAAUAAUUUGAUAUUUUCAGAGUACAAAUAGUGAGUAAGAAACGACAAAGAAUAACAUAUUCUCUUACAUUUCUAAAAAAAUUACUAUUUAGGAGAAAUCUUUUUCUUUUUCAUUCUUUACCAUUCUUUUUUGUAGAGAAAUAAAGAAUAAGGUUAUUAUUUAUUAAAUAUGAAAUAAAAAAACUAUUUAUUUUCAUUUAUACAAUUUUAUUUCUCUACGUUCAUUUCCUAUUUGUUUCUCUGGUUUCCAGAAUGGUCAUCAGUCGGAUCGACCGGUGAUUUAACGUAAAGCAUUUACAACAAACACAUCUUAUUAGAAUUUGUGGCUUCUAAAAACCAGUAUUGCCAUUUGGUAAAUUCGAAAUUUAAUACAAUGUAUCACUUAUUUUCAUUGUUCCUUGUAUAGAUAUAAUCUCAGGACAAUAUAAUAGAAAGUGCACCCCCGAAAAAGUUCAUUAUAUUUAAGUUUAAAAUUAAUUGUUUCCUAUAGAUUUAAAUAUACCUCCUCGUCACUCAUCCCCCUCGACGAUUUACGUGUGUACAUCGACCUCUCUCAAUCUCUUUUCGCUGCAAGCCUUACAAGAUCAAGCAUGGAUGAAGAAUACGAGGUUAUUGUUCUCGGAACCGGUCUCAAGGAGUGCAUCCUCAGCGGCCUCCUUUCUGUCGAUGGUGUCAAGGUGAUUCACAUGGACAGGAAUGAUUACUAUGGUGGAGAAUCAACAUCUCUUUACCUCAAUCAGCUUUGGAAGAAGUUCAGAGGAGAAGAGAAGGCUCCUGAGCAUUUAGGUGCAAGCAGGGACUACAACGUUGACAUGAUGCCUAAGUUUAUGAUGGGAAAUGGCAAGCUCGUUCGUACACUUAUUCACACAGAUGUUACAAAAUAUUUGUCGUUUAAAGCAGUUGAUGGAAGCUAUGUUUUCGUUAAAGGGAAGGUUCAAAAGGUGCCAGUGACUCCUAUGGAGGCCAUGAAAUCUAAUCUCAUGGGCAUAUUUGAGAAACGUCGAGCUGGCAAGUUUUUUGGUUAUGUUCAGGAUUACGACGAGAAGGAUCCCAAAACACACAACGGAAUGGAUUUGACCAAACUUACAACUAAGGAACUGAUUGCGAAAUUUGGUCUUGAUGACAACACUAUUGACUUUAUCGGUCACGCGAUUGCACUUCACACCAAUGACGAACAUCUCCAUCAACCUGCCUUGGAUACUGUUAUGAGAAUGAAGCUCUAUGCGGAAUCUCUUGCACGUUUCCAAGGAAGCUCUCCAUAUAUUUAUCCUCUCUAUGGGUUGGGAGAACUACCUCAGGCAUUUGCACGGCUUAGUGCUGUCUAUGGUGGUACAUAUAUGUUGAACAAACCUGAUUGCACGGUAGAGUUUGACGAGGAAGGUAAGGUUACUGGUGUAACAUCUGAGGGAGAGACCGCCAAAUGCAAAAAGGUUGUGUGUGACCCUUCUUACCUGCCCAACAAGGUUAACAAGAUCGGCAGAGUUGCUAGGGCCAUCGCAAUUAUGAGCCACCCUAUUCCAAACACCAAUGACUCUCACUCAGUACAGGUCAUCAUACCCCAGAAGCAGUUGGCCCGCAAGUCAGACAUGUAUGUCUUCUGUUGUUCAUACUCCCACAACGUGGCUCCCAAGGGAAAGUUCAUCGCAUUUGUGUCGACAGAUGCAGAGACUGAUAACCCUCAAACCGAACUAAAGGCUGGAAUUGAUCUUUUGGGUCCUGUUGAUGAGAUAUUCUUCGACAUGUAUGAUAGAUACGAGCCUGUCAACGAGCCCGCUUCGGACAACUGCUUUAUAUCAACGAGCUAUGAUGCUACAACACACUUCGAGACAACGGUUGCUGAUGUGUUGAACAUGUAUACCUUAAUCACCGGAAAGCAACUAGACCUAAGUGUUGAUCUGAGUGCAGCGAGUGCUGCAGAGGAGUGAGGAACCUGUGAUCAUUCUCUCUAGUUGUUGUUUCCUUCUUUUUCAUUUCUUUUCGUUGGUUUCAAUACAUAAUCAGAUCGAUGCUCUUUUUUUUUUAUGUUGAAUGUUUGGUUAAGACUUAUAAAAUCUCUUUAAAACCUUAACUUUUUUCAGCUGUUGGUGUCCUCUUUUAUUUAUGGAGGAUAUAGAACGAAGCUAAAUAUGUUUUUUACCUAUGA